UCAUCUUUGGCUACAAUACGAUGCGAUGCGAAUAUCAAGUGCUCCACAAUUGUGCAUAAUAAUCACGUAUUAGUCGUUCAGGUUUAUGAACGCUUGUUCUAAGUCAAAAAAAGUAAACAAGCGGCACGGCUAUGACACGGCAGCUUGCUUUCUUGGCAGAUGGCAUUUGUGUUGCGAUUGGGACAUUUGUGUUUUGUGUUGUUGUUGUUUGUUAUUUUUUUGUAGCUGUAGCAAAAUGAACUAAGUUACACUGUAAAGUGUAAGUUAUAUAGAUAAACAAUGGAAGCUGAAGUAGUGUCUUCUUUUUUUUCUAUUCAUAACGAAAUUCAGAAGACAUCCGAGGAUAUAGGAGAUGAGUUCCUAGAACUCGUUGAUGAUUUAAAUUUCUCAUUGGAGCAACUCAAAUUGCCUAGAUCUGUAGAAUGCAUCUACAAUCCUACGUUAUAUGCGCGGGAAACUUUUGAAAUGUAUAUCAAAAAGUUCUGUAACACGAAAAAGGAUAUAAUGUACUUUGGAAUGAACCCUGGACCAUGGGGCAUGUCACAGACUGGAGUGCCAUUUGGGGAAAUCAGUUCAGUCAGAGACUGGCUAGGUAUUCAAGGGCCAGUCAAUAAACCUGAAAAAGAAAUCAAAGACCGCCCAGUACAAGGUUUUGAGUGUACUAGGACUGAGGUGAGUGGGAAAAGAUUUUGGGGACUAUUCAAGGAAAUCUGUGGUACUCCUGAGAACUUUUUUAGAACCAGUUUUGUCUACAAUUACCUGCCCCAGCAAUGGAUGAAGAAUAAUGGUUGCAAUCUCACUCCUGGUGAUUUUAGGGUUUCAGAAAUGCAAGCCCUAUUUGAUAUCUGUGAUCCUAUCUUCAUUAAAGUCCUGCAACUGUAUGAUGUAAAAACUAUAGUCGCCAUUGGAAAAUUUUGUGAAACCAGAGCCCAAAAAGCUUUGAAGAUGCACAGUCCACAUAAAACCUAUCAGAUACUAUACAUUCCUCAUCCAAGCCCCAGAGCUGUGAACAACAAUGACUGGGACAAAAAGGCUGUAGAAUACUUGAAGAAUCUAAAUCUAAUGCAAUAUUACACAUGAAGAAUUAACAUGUAGUGCCCAAAUUGAUCAAAACCAGGUCACAAAGGGGUUUAAUUAAUUUAAAAAAUGAUUAUGUAAUUUUAAUUUUAUAAGAAACUCUAUGAAUAAGAAUUAUUAAUAAUGUGUCUUGUAUUAGAAGUCUGUUUAAUGCAUAAAAAGUUUAUUACAAUAAUUAAUAUAACAAUUCUGCACUUCACUUGACUUGAGUGUGUUGUAUGAGAGAUUAUUUUUUGAAGUAUGUUUCCAUUAUGUUUAUGAUUAUUUAUAUUUGCCAUUUUGUGAUCUCAUUUACUAUUGUACUUUGUAAGAUU
This is a messenger RNA of Cydia strobilella, 1391 nucleotides long. RefSeq names its product single-strand selective monofunctional uracil DNA glycosylase (gene Smug). Gene Ontology annotation, molecular function: oxidized pyrimidine nucleobase lesion DNA N-glycosylase activity; single-strand selective uracil DNA N-glycosylase activity. Bases 280 to 1080 code for a protein of 266 amino acids. Lineage: Eukaryota; Metazoa; Arthropoda; Insecta; Lepidoptera; Tortricidae. The record is from RefSeq and is a predicted model, not a curated record. Gene Ontology annotation, biological process: base-excision repair. The transcript is spliced from 5 exons.